This is a messenger RNA of Blastomyces gilchristii SLH14081, 3176 nucleotides long. Its product is annotated as protein phosphatase 2C. The record is from RefSeq and is a predicted model, not a curated record. The coding region runs from base 393 to 2237 and encodes 614 amino acids. Gene Ontology annotation, biological process: protein dephosphorylation. NCBI's taxonomy places the organism in Eukaryota, Fungi, Ascomycota, Eurotiomycetes, Onygenales, Ajellomycetaceae. The transcript is spliced from 3 exons. Gene Ontology annotation, molecular function: protein serine/threonine phosphatase activity.
CAUUGAAAGUACAUGCACUAGACACAUUCACCACAUCAUUACCUAGAUAGAUCUCUCAUAAUAUUGAUUUUUCAUAUUUUUCAAAGCCUCUAACUUCUAAUUCUAAUUCUAAUUGAAGAACUCUCUAGUUUACACUCCUACACUAAGUUAAAAAAGAGGAUUGAGUGGGGGAAUUGAUCAAGAGUUAGACCUGAUUAGUAAUAGUUAGUUAGGUGUGUAUUUUAGAGGGUGCGCUAAAAGUGGGCCAAAAGUUGGCACCAACAAUCAUCCAAAACCCAUCUUCUCGAACCAUUUAGACCUAUCCACGAAAGAGUAUCUUUGGGGAUAGGCUGCUUGUCUCACAUCCUCCCCGCAGCACAUCCUCCCCGCAGCUUUUUCUUUCCACGGCUUCGAUGCGUCGAGCAGCCACUUACGUUUUCCGUACAGCCCGCUGUCGCCCUCUCCGCAACCUCGGGCGGGCCUCUCCAGCACCGUUCACAGCCAACCAUGCAGUAGCGCUACGAGCUCUAUCCUCCACACGGAAAACCGCUGCUAUAACUCCCGCUACACUCCAAUCCUCUAUGCACUUCCGCAACUUUUCUCUGGCAUUUAUUUCAACGUUGGUGGCUUCAGGUGCGUGGUACGCCUACCAAGGUAGCCAACAGCCCGGUGGGGCCACAAACCCUUCUGGCUCAAGCAACAGCCUUGUAUCGCCCACUGGAAUUCACUCUAGGGGGGUUUCAUCGACGACUACUGCAAGUAUCAGCGCAGAGGAAACUGCUGCAGCUACACGCCGUGCUCUCUUGGUGGAGAAUGAUCAGUUCUACGCAAGCAAUAUUGUUGGCAACGGGCCCCUCUCAAAAGAAACGGACGAUUCGGGGAGACGAGUACUGGAAAUGUUAACUCCCGAACAAGCAACGCAGAAGCUGAGGCGGAAUGAAGAGUCUUAUUUGGUAGGCCGUGGAAGAGGCGUGGUCCGAUAUGAUGUUGUUCAAUUACCCAGUAACGACCCUAUCGAAGAUGACCACGCGGAAAAAAUAGUAGAAGUACCACAAUCAGUUGCCGCUUCUGAGGAUGGUACAACAUCCAGUGAUUGGAUGUUUUGGGGGGUAUUUGAUGGCCAUUCAGGUUGGACAACAUCUGCGAAACUGCGUCAGGCCUUGAUAUCCUUUGUUGCACGCGAAUUAAAUUCGACAUAUAAGUCUGCUGCCACAGAUCCGUCUAAGACAUUUCCGUCACCAGAAGCCGUUGACACUGCAAUAAGAAACGGCUUCGUCAGGCUCGAUCACGAAAUAGUCCACGAGAGCGUAAACAAGGUUAUGAAAUCGAAAUCGAAGCGGGUUGCCGCAGAGCUCCUCGCUCCUGCAUUAUCUGGUUCAUGCGCUCUUCUCGCCUUCUAUGAUAGCAGAUCGAACUUACUACGAGUUGCCUGCACUGGAGAUUCAAGAGCAGUACUUGGACGCCGGGCAGCUAGUGGGAAAUGGGUCGCUACUCCACUUUCAGAGGAUCAAACUGGUUCAACUCCAUCAGAAGUUGACCGGCUGCGUCGUGAACAUCCUGGUGAGCCAAACGUUGUUCGGAACGGUAGGAUCCUUGGUAACCUUGAACCUAGCCGGGCUUUUGGGGACGCAUUCUACAAGUGGACACGGGAGACCCAGGAUAAAAUCAAGCGACACUUUUUUGGAAGGACACCACACCAACUUUUGAAGACGCCGCCCUAUGUGACAGCCGAGCCUAUCAUCACUACCACACCGGUUGAACCUCUCAAUGGCGACUUCGUCGUCUUGGCUACGGAUGGUCUGUGGGAGAUGCUUACAAAUGAAGAAGUUGUUGGGCUUGUUGGGCAAUGGAUAGAACACCAGCGCUCCCUUGCUCAGGGUACACACGGGGGCGCCAAAGGCUGGUUGCAAGGCUGGUUCAGCUCUGAGUCGAAUUUACCUGUGGAGAAUAUUGAUGCGGGAAAGGCGAGUGGGCAACGCCUCCCAAUCCGCCAGCAGCAAUAUAACAUUCCCGCCACCAGCAGCAGAUUUGUCGUUGAAGACAAGAACGCAGCUACCCAUCUUGUGCGCAAUGCACUUGGCGGUAAAGAUCAGGAUAUGGUCUGUGCAUUGCUUACGCUUCCUAGCCCAUACUCUAGACGGUAUCGAGAUGAUCUCACAGUCGAAGUCAUUUUCUUCGGCGAAGGCCCUGACAGCGGAGAUGUGACAUUAAACACCGAAGCCAGCGCCAACGCAUCUGAAACGAAACCUAAGCUCUAGAAUCUCCAGCUCAAUUGCUUUCAGGAGUUUAGUUUGCUUGCGGCACCUUAUCGGCCUAUUGCACUGUGGAAAUGGUGACCUUCGUUCUCCAUUAGCCAGCUAUUGGAAAGGCGUUACGGAUAGACAGAUAUCUGUAUCUUUAUCGUUGUUCAAUUUCUACUCAGUUGAUUGUUUGCAUCGUAAAUUUCCGAGUCUUUCUCAUACUACUUUCUUGGUACGGUCGGAUCCCUUACUACUUUCAUAUUUCUCCUUCUUUUGUUGGGUUGUAGGUCCUUCUUCUAAAGAUCUGAUUGGCCCAGCUUGAAGAGAAUUUCCUGACGAAUCUCUCGAUAUACGUAUGUUAAAAGAUACGGUAGCUCUUUGAUUCUUUCUCGCUUCUCUUCGAUAUUUGUUCUUCUAGUUAUUAUUCCCUUUCAUGCAGCAUGAAAGUGCUAAAUUAAGCUACCAAUAUCCCCAAAACGGGGCUUGCUGAAGGCUCCAUAAACAAGUGAGAACAAUACACCAAAUCAAAUUAUGUACUGUGCAAGAUGUCGGCCCUAUCCAAAUAGAUAUCUGGGUAUUCUAUACCUUAAACCAAACAAUUUCAAGUCACUUGCCAGACGCACAAAAAAACACAUCAAAUCAAUGCGCCAAUGCCCAUGCCGCAGCCUUCCACCCGUUGUGUACUAGUUAUACAUAUGAUCUUCAUUCGAGAAAAUACAUGCUCCGAAGGCUCUCUUCCCCAUGGCCCCGUGCGAGGCCGGCAAGACAUUUUAUAUCUUGAUAUAUUUCUAUUCUCGUCCUCCCUCCAAAUCUCCCAGUAAGCUCCGUACGAGUGACCAUCCCGUCGAUAUUCCGUCAUAUGGUGAACAGAGUUCGGAUCCUUCCGGCGCAGUACAGGUCUAGUAGAUAGGGGGUAAACUUGUCUGGAGGACCUGUCACUGUAGAAUCCAUAAUGAA